UUCUCAUAAACGAUGUCCAUGUGCGUUGUGGUUGCGUUCGGAGAGGAGAGAGAUGGGUCCAUUGAAGUCUCUUGAGCGAGAUCAUCCUAUCAUCGAUCUCAAUUUCCAGCACUUCUGUUCAUCUCAGGGAAUUUUCUCAGUUGAAGACUUUCUUAUCUCCGACCUCCAUGUAUUAGCUGCUCUAGCAGAGCAACAACCUUCGUCAGAGAGGCUGAAGCAGGGAAUUACAGAAGUCUGUUGUAUCCUGGAUGGCCUACAUCAGCCAUGGAGGAAUGGAAUGGAGUUGUUGGAAGAUUCUCAACAGAAUAAGCAUGUGCUAGCUACAGGGAGUGAAAGGAUUGAUGCAUUGCUUCACGGUGGAUUACAUGAAGGACAUUUAACAGAACUAGUGGGUCCAUCAUCAUCUGGUAAGACACAAAUUUGCCUACAGGCUGCUUCGUAUGUCGCCAAAAGAUACAAGUGUGGGGUUGCAUAUGUGGACACUAGCAACUCCUUUUCUGCCAAGCGCAUUGCACACUUCGUAUCUCAGAACUCAUACAAUGGUGUUGAAAAGGUAGACUCUACCGAAAUGCAAAACAUAAUGGAGAGGAUAACAUGCUACUCUGUGUUUGACAUCUUCAAUCUGAUGAAUGUUCUGCAUCAAUUGGGUUCCAAUUUGAGAUCCCAGUUGAGGAGUAGUAAUGAGAUGCGGCUGCUUAUUAUUGAUUCAGUUUCUUCUCUCAUCUCCCCAACUCUAGGAGGUAGUGCUUCACAAGGGCAUGCUUUGAUGGUUUCUGCUGGAGUUUUUCUGAAGAAACUAGCUUUUGAGCAUAACCUUUCUAUAUUGGUGACGAAUCAUAUGGUUGGUGGAGAGGGAGGUAUCUCUAAGCCAGCGCUUGGAGAGAAUUGGAAGAGCAUCCCGCACGUUCGUUUACAACUAUACCCAGAAUGUGGAAGAAAAACUUGCUUCAUUAGAAUAUUGAGACACCCAUGCGUGGCUUCUGGUGAGGAGGCAUCCUUUUCGGUUGGUUGAUGGCUGAUUACUUUGUUGGAAGUUGACAAAAUUGAAUUGACGAGAUCAUAAAACCUUUGUUAGUAAGGUAAGAACAAGCAUUUGAUAGAAGCCCCACAUCAGACUGAUUCUGGGUCAUAAUAGAAUAUCUUCCUUUUUUUAAUGUGAUUAUAGAAAGUUGGUUUUACCUUUGUUAUUAUAUCUUUUUUGAGACCAAGAUAUUUAUUAGAGGCUUCAAUUAAUGUGCUUUUAGACGAA
This is a messenger RNA of Impatiens glandulifera, 1249 nucleotides long. RefSeq names its product DNA repair protein RAD51 homolog 4. The record is from RefSeq and is a predicted model, not a curated record. Gene Ontology annotation, molecular function: single-stranded DNA binding; ATP binding; ATP hydrolysis activity. Gene Ontology annotation, cellular component: centrosome; replication fork; Rad51B-Rad51C-Rad51D-XRCC2 complex. Bases 53 to 1012 code for a protein of 319 amino acids. NCBI's taxonomy places the organism in Eukaryota, Viridiplantae, Streptophyta, Magnoliopsida, Ericales, Balsaminaceae. Gene Ontology annotation, biological process: reciprocal meiotic recombination; DNA strand invasion; telomere maintenance. The transcript has 10 exons.